Molecule: messenger RNA, 5944 nt
Organism: Closterium sp. NIES-67
Lineage: Eukaryota; Viridiplantae; Streptophyta; Zygnematophyceae; Desmidiales; Closteriaceae
Source: the annotation of a GenBank genome assembly
ACAUGUGGGACAGAUUUGAGAUGCCCACUUUUUGGUGACAUAUUGCAGAAGGUCGCUGUUGGAGCCGCCUUGGAGUCGCCGCGCCUGCGCGUCCUGCUCCUCCUCCCUGCCACGGGGCGGCCUCUCCGCGCCUCCUAGGCGCCUCCGAGCGGGAGUCCCAUUCUCUCCGCGCCUCCUGUUCUCUCCGCCCUUCCCGCGUUCUCCACUCCCACGGUUUUCCUCCCGCGCGCCACACACCGCCGCCCGUGCGGCAGCCAGCGGCGGCGAAGAGCCGGUAGCUUUAGCCGGUAGCUUUGGGGCGGCAGGCGGGCGCGCGAGGGUGGCGGGAUGGGGCGGCCGAAGCAGAAGAAGGCGCAGCUGAAGCGGGGCAGGCGGAACGCCAGGCCGGCAGGCGCGCCGCGCGCACUCCAGGAUGAUGGCGCCUCGCCGCUGGCGCUCGGGGCGGACGGCGGCGCGACGGAGGGCGGCGGCGGCAGCAACGCGCUCAUCAUCGCGCCGUCGGCGCGCGGCAGGGGCGGCGGGCGCGAGCAGCGGCGCGAGCGGACGGAAGGGACACAAGCUGACUCGGAUUCUGACGCUGACGUGGCUGCUGACGUGGCGCUGGACAACGAUGACGUGGAGAUGGUGGACGAGCGCAAGAAGCGGCGCAACAGCAAGCGGCUGCAGAGGAAGCUGCGGCGCAUCCAGGAGGAGAAGGAGAAGAAGGUGAAGCGCAGGCACGCCAUGCACCUUCUGUUGCAGCACGAGGCGUCGCCCACGGCGUUGCAUCUCAUGGCGCCCAGCAGCACGCUGGGGCAGAGCGGCAGCACCAAAGCCAAGGUGAAACGCGCCAUGGCGUUUGUCAAAGCCGGACUGACACCCCCCCCUGAGCUGCAGACACUGCUGCUGCGGGAGAGACGCGGAGGGGCGAGAGAGGAGAGCGCGGUGGAUGGUGAGGAGAGUAAGGAGGAGGGGAAGGGUAGGUUGGCGUGGAAAGAAGAGAGGGGAAGAGGGAGGAGUGGGGAGGAAGGUGGGGAAGGGAGAGGGGUGGGUGAGGGGAGUAGAGAGGCGGCAGGGAAGGACGAGGACGAACAGGAGGGCGAAUUGCAGAUGGCCAAGGCUGGGACGGCCGACAGUGGUGCGGCUGUGAGAGAGGCCAGGCAGAGCAGCCGGGAGUACGGGGAGAGACACAAGGAGGACGCAAGAGAGGAGGGGGAGGUCAGUGAUGAUGGUGAGGAGGAGGAGGGAGGGGAGGAGGAGGAGGAGGGAGGGGAGGAGGAGGAGGGAGGCGAGGAAGAGGAUGAAAGGGAGGAGUGUGAGGAAGUGAGGAAGGAGGCCGAGGGGCAGGAGGAUCGAGGUGGAGCGAUGAGCCACCGGAGAAUGGCGACCAGCCAGGAGAGCCAGCAGCAAGGCGUGAAGGGCCACCAGGAGGGGAUGGAGGAAGCUGCGAGGAAGGAGGAGAGUCUCAUGGAUGACGUCAUCAUGAGUGAAUGCCGUAGGGGUGAAGGGCAGCAGCAGCAGCAGCAGGCACAGGCAGGGCGGGCAGAGAAGGGAAGGCUGGGAGGGGAGAAUGGGGAGGGAGGGGAGGGAGGGGCAGGAGGGGCGGGAGGGGUUGGUGGUGUGAGGGGCGAGGAGGAGGGCAAGGCGGGGCGGGGCGGCAAGCUGUGGGUGCACGUGCAGCGGCGCGCCGAGAUAGAGGCGCAGCGCGCGGGGCUGCCGGUGGUGGCAAUGGAGGCGGACAUCAUGGAGGCCGUGGCGGCGAGCAGCACCGUCAUCGUGUGCGGGGAGACGGGCUCGGGCAAGACCACGCAAGUGCCGCAGUUUCUCUACGAGGCUGGCUUCGGCUCCUCCCUGCCAGGCGGCACGCCAGGAAUGAUAGGCGUGACGCAGCCGCGCAGAGUGGCGGUGCUGGCAACGGUCAAGCGCAUCGCGGACGAGAUGGGGGUCACUGUGGGCCGCCAGGUGGGCUACCAGGUGCGCUACGACCGCCACGUGGCGGGCGGCACUGGAGGCACGGGCGGCUCAGCGAUAAAGAUCAUGACGGACGGCAUUUUGCUGCGCGAGGUGCAAGCGGACGUGCUCUUGAGGCAGUACAGCGCGGUGAUCCUGGACGAGGCGCACGAGCGCAGCGUGAACACCGACAUCCUCAUCGGGCUGCUCUCACGCAUUGUGCCGCUCCGAGAGAAGCUCUACAACGAAGCCAAGAGCAGCAAGCACCCCUCCUCCGCGCCCCUGCCGCCCCCCCUGAAGCUGAUCAUAAUGAGCGCCACGCUGCGCGUCCAAGACUUCACCCUCAACCCGCGCCUCUUCCCCUCGGGCCCGCCGCCCGUGGUCUCCGUGCCCGCGCGCCAGUUCCCCGUCACCGUGCACUUCGCCCGCCGCACCGAGCUCGUGGACUACGUCCGGGCAGCCGAAAAAAAGGUUUCGGCGAUCCACAGGCGGCUGCCCGCCGGAGGGGUUCUGGUGUUUCUGACCGGGCAGCGAGAGGUGGAGGACCUCUGCAGGAAGCUUCGGAAGAAAUUUCCUGUGAAAGCGGGAGGGCAGAGAGGGGGAGAAGGGGGGGAUAUAGGAAAAGGGGGAAACGGGAGCAGGGUGGCUGGGGUAAGUGCUGGUAACAGUGCCCGAGAGAGAGCUGGGGAUGGGGGUGGUGAAAGGGCGUGUGGAGAGAAGGCGAAGGGCAAGGGGGGGAAGGGAGAGGAGGGAAGAAGAAGGGGAGAGGAGGAUGGUGAGAGUGGGGAGGGGCAGCAGAGGGAGCAUGACGCGAACCUAGACGCCAUAGUUCGCAUGGAGGGGGGCGAGGGGGCAGAGAGGGACGAGAAGGCAGAGAGGGGCGAGAAGGCAGAGAGGGCAGGGAAGGAAGGCAGUGGAAAGAAGGAGGAUGGGGCGGGGAGAGGGGAGGAUGAGGCAGUGGGGGGCGUGAGGGAUGGGGAGGAGGAGGAGGCGGAAUGGGAGGCGGUGGCAGAAGGGGUAGUGGAUGAGAGCGACGAUGACUACGAGGAGGAGGAGGAGGAGGAGGAGGAAGAUGAGGAGGAGGAGUGGGAGACGUGGGGAUUGCUAGGGGGAGAGCAGGGGGAGUUGCAGGCGGGAGAGGGAGCGGGUGAUGGAGCACAGUCGAGCGGCGCUGCUGCUGCUCAUGCCUCAAAGGAGGCAGCCAGCAAGCAGAGCCCCUGGGAGGGUGUGGCGCCGCUCUCGCAGCUGCUGCACGCCGCGGGCAGCACGGGUGCUGGCGGGCGGGCAGGUGCAGAAGCAGCAGGAGGGGGAGGCAGGAUGGCGGAUGAAGGGGGUAAUGGGGGGGCGGGGGGAGAGCAGGCGGAGGGGGCAAGGGCUGAUGGGACGAAUGGAGAAGAAGGGAGCGAGAGGGGCAAGCAAGGGGCAGGUGCCGUGGAUGGGCAGCAGGGGCAGCAGGGGCAGCAGGGGCCGGGCGGCAUGUAUGUGCUGCCGCUGUAUGCGAUGCUGCCAGCAGCGCAGCAGCUGAAGGUGUUCGGUGCAGUGCCCGAGGGGUGCCGCCUGGUGGUGGUUGCCACCAACGUGGCUGAGACCUCCAUCACCAUCCCAGGCAUCCGUUACGUGGUGGACAGCGGGCGGGCCAAGGUCAAGCACCACGCAGUGGGGUCAGGCUUGGCGCGCUUCACAGUGGAGUGGAUCUCCCGGGCCUCCGCAGACCAGCGCGCAGGCAGGGCGGGGCGCACGGGGCCGGGGCACUGCUACCGGUUGUACUCGAGCGCGCUGUUUGGCAACGAGCUGGAGGCGUUCGGGCGGGCGGAGAUAGAGCGGACGCCUAUAGAAGGGGUGGCGCUGCAGAUGAAGGCCAUGGGCAUCGAUAAGGUUCUCAACUUCCCCUUCCCCACGCCCCCCGACCCGCACUCCCUCGCCUCCGCCCUGCGCUGCCUGCAACACCUCUCCGCCCUCCCCCCCUCCGCCUCCCCUUCCCUCCCCUCGCCCUCCCCCUCUCUCUCCUCGCCCUCCAUCACCCCUCUGGGCCGCGCCAUGGCGUGUCUGCCAAUCAGCCCCCGCCACGCGCGCACCCUGCUUGCAGUCCUGGUAGAAGCUGCCAGGAAGGUUCCUGUGGCGGAUCUGAUGGGUGGCAGAGAGGGGAGUGAGGGUGGGGCGCAGGGAGGGACGGAGGGGAGGGAGGCGGAGGGAGUGGGGGUGGGGAGGAGGAAGGGGAAGAGGCGGUACAUGGAUGGGGCGGCAGAGGAGGGGGGGGAUGACAGGCGCAGCAGGGAGGGGGGUGUGGGGCGAGGACACAACAAGGGGGGGAAAGAGCGGGAUGAGCAGGAGGAGGUGGGGCGGGUGAGUGCAGUGGUGGUGCGGUAUGCCAUCGCCGUGGUGGCGGCCAUGAGUGUGGACAGCCCCUUUCUCCGUGACCAGGGAGGCACUGCGGGCCAAGGCGAAGAGGGAGGGGGGAAGAAAGGUGAGGGGGAGGACGGCAAGGGUGGAGGCGAGGGAGAGGCGAGGGCAGGUGAGGGCGGGAAGGGCAGUGGUGCCAGCAUGGAUGGUGGAGCCAAGCAGGGUGCACCAGGCGCAAGUGCCUCGCCUGGCUGUGCGUUGUCGCGCCGUGCGGCACAUGCGGUGUUUUGGAGCCGCAACAGCGACGCCAUCACGGCCGCCAACGCACUCCGAGCGUACGACGCUGCUGUCAGAGGCAUGAGGGGCAGGGGGGGGCGCGCAGCACAGGCGGCCGGGGCGGAGGGCGGCGAGAGCAGGGCGGGCGCAGGGGGGUUUGGAGGAACGGGCGAGCGGUUCUGCCGGCGGUUCUUCCUGCACGAGCGCAGCAUGCGCGAGAUGUCGCAGCUGGCGCAGCAGCUGUCGCGCGUCCUCGUAUCGGGCCAGCGCGCCCACGUGCUCCAGUCCUUCCUCUCCCUCGCCCUCUCCUCCCCCACCCGCCCUGCCGCGCCUGUACCUCUCACUCUCCUGGUGGAGCGAGGGGAGGAGCUGUGGGCGGGGAGGGAGAGGGGCGUGGAGGGGCGGGUGGAGCCGGGGUUGAGGGAGUGGGAGGAGGGGCUGUUGAGGCGGGGGCUGGCUGCGGGCUGGGCGGACCGCAUGGCCCGCAAGCUGGCACCGGGCGACAAACCUGCAGCAAGUGCUACAGCCGCUGCUCACAACCUACCGAAACGUGCCGUGCAGUACGAGACACUGUUCAUGGACGAGCCCGUCCUCCUCCACCCGCGCAGCGCCGUGUUCCGCUCGGCCCCUCCCCUGGUGCUGUUCAACGAGAUGGUGCAGACUGACACACGCCCCUUCCUCGUUGGCGCCACUGCCGUCGACCCCGCCUGCCUGCCCGCCUGCUGCCCCGCGCUCUGCUCGCUCUCCAAGCCGCUGUCCGACCCGCCCCCGCGCUACCACCCGCCCUCGGACCGCAUCCUGGCGUCCGUCUCCGCUGUGUACGGCCCCAAGCGCUGGGCGCUGCCGCCGUGCACCGUGGACCUGGAGGGGGGCAGGGAGCGCGCUGCUGUGUUCGCGUGCGCGCUGCUGCAGGGGCACGUGCUGGCAGCCGUGAAGCGGUUACAUGGGGUGCUGGCUGGUAACCCUGCGAGCUUGCUGCGGCCAGAGGGGCUGGCUCAGAGGCGGGCGGCUGACCUGGUGCAUAAGCUGCUGGUGGGGGUGAGGGGGGGGAGGGGGGGAAAGGGGGGAGGAAUGGGAGUGGUGGUGGUGAGGGAGAGGGGGGUGUGAGGGGACCUGUUGACAGUAAGGCGAAGCUGAGGGCUGCUUGGGAGUGUGACAGUGAGUUUUUGAAGGCGGAGGUGAGGAUGUGGGUGCGAGCAGGGCAGGAGGGGGUGGUUGAUGGGUUGUGGCCGGAGAUUGUGAAGGAAGUGGCUGUUGGAGGCAAGAAGAUGGAAGCAAGGAGAUUCAUGUAGUCAAGUCAUGUGACAAAAAUGUAGUCUGUAACAUUUGACAUCUGGUGGUUUGGAAGAUGUACAGGUUGAAGUGUGCAAUGCACCAUGAAUAAAGAAAUACCAUGAUU